GUUUCUAGGGUUUUUGCUUCUUUUGCUUUGGGUUCUGUGUAUACACGCGUGCGUUCGUCGGCUGAAAUGGCGGAUUCGACGGCGGACGCUACGGAAACGAACGCUGAUACUCUGCGGCGGGAGUUACAAAAAGUACUGACGGAGAUUUUGUACGACGGAGGAGGCGAAGAUCGCGGUGAGACUGAAGAUUGUUUUGGAGUUGUGAAAGCGAUUGAUGAAGCGAUUAGAAUCCUGACUUGUCUGAGGAAAGUAGAAUCGAAGAAACCGGAAUCUGUUAUUUCUCCGGUGGAAGUUCCCAAAGAGUUUAUAUGUACACUCUCCAAUACGAUCAUGAUCGAGCCUGUGAUCAUCGCUUCUGGGCAGACUUAUGAAAAGAGAUAUAUCACAGAGUGGCUGAAGCAUGAACGUACAUGUCCCAAAACCAAAGAAGUUCUCUCUCACUGUUUGUGGAUACCAAACCAUUUGAUCAAUGAGUUGAUUACGCAAUGGUGUCGAGUUAACAAAGUUGAUCGGCAAAAACCAUCUGAUGAAAUAGUCACUGAGAUGUUCACUGGUGACAUUGAAGCAUUGCUUCAGCGGAUUUCAUCUUCCUCCUCGGUUGCGGAUCAGAUAGAAGCUGCAAAAGAGCUGCGUCGCCAGACGAAGAGAUUUCCCAAUGUCCGGGUCUUCUUUGUCGCUGGAAUCCAUGAUUCGAUCACCCGUUUGCUCAGUCCGCUCUCUGCUUUGGGCGAGGCAGUAGACUCGAAUCCAGAGCUUCAAGAGAACAUUGUCACAGCAUUGUUCAAUCUCUCGAUUCUUGAGAAUAAUAAAACAGUGAUUGCUGAAAACCGUCUAGUGAUCCCUCUGCUUACUAAGUCUUUGAAGCAGGGGACAGCUGAGACACGAAGAAACGCUGCAGCGACUUUAUCUUCACUGUCAGCCAUUGAUUCUAACAAGAUCAUCAUUGGGAACUCGGAAGCAGUGAAGGCUCUGAUUGAUCUUAUCGAAGAGGGUGAUAUGUUAGCCACCAAAGAAGCCACUUCCACGGUCUUUAACCUCUGUAUUGUAUUGGAGAACAAGGAAAAGGCGGUUUCAGCGGGUUUGAUUCCUGCGGCAACCAAAAAGAUCAAAGCAGGAAGCAAUGUGGAUGAGUUGUUAUCUCUCUUGGCAUUGAUUUCUACACACAACCGGGCUAUCGAAGAAAUGGAUAAACUAGGGUUUAUCUAUGAUCUGUUCAAAAUCUUGAGGAAACCGAGUUGCUUGCUGACUGGAGAGAACGCUGUAGUGAUCGUCUUCAACAUGUGUGACAGAAACAGAGACAAGUCGAGACUGAAAGUGGUAGGAGAAGAGGAGAAUCAACACGGGACAUUUACGAAGCUUGCAAAGCAAGGAUCAGUUCGGGCGGUGAGAAAAGCACAAGGGAUUUUACAGUGGACUAAGAGAUUCGUUACUGGUAAAGAGCCACAGAGGGCAUGAAUGAAGGAAUCAUCAAAAAUCAGGUCUUGUUAAUAGUUUUACAAACUUGCUCUUGAUACAUAUAUACCGAUCCAAAAUUCAUCGUAAAUACUAGAUAGUCGUAGAAAGUGUAGAAUGAAAAAAGGAAAAGUUG
This is a messenger RNA of Arabidopsis arenosa, 1588 nucleotides long. The record is from the annotation of a GenBank genome assembly. Lineage: Eukaryota; Viridiplantae; Streptophyta; Magnoliopsida; Brassicales; Brassicaceae.